This is a messenger RNA of Lymnaea stagnalis (great pond snail), 306 nucleotides long. NCBI's taxonomy places the organism in Eukaryota, Metazoa, Mollusca, Gastropoda, Lymnaeidae. The record is from the annotation of a GenBank genome assembly.
CGUCGGUCACUGAACCCGACCAAAAAACUAACGAGAGCCUCGGCCAUGGAGUUAAAAUGUCCCGUCAGGGUUGAACAGCUUUCCCAUCGGCCCGCUCGCAGCCAGAACGGAAACAAGGUGGUGAAUCAGCCCGCUAAGAAGAACGUUAAGACCGGUACCACGAAAUCCCCCACGGUCUUCUCGGACAAAGGCGUUCAGGUCAAGAGGUACAGCAGCGAUGAAAGCAAGCCCGAAACGCCAACGCUCGAUUUCUACAACAACAUCCCCCUCGAUUCGGAGCAAAUUAAAUCCACCGUUCACAAGAGG